AUGUCUAGAGCUGUUGAUGAUAUUCACGCUGUGUCAGUGUCUACGUCUGGUCCCAUGCCACAACGCAGCACUAGACUUGUGGAGGCACCGUCCUUUACGGAGGGGAGCCAAUGCCCACCACAGCGGCCAACCUCACCUCCUACCCCUGAGUUUGUGACACCGGUGUCUUCACCACAAACGUCUGCACUCUUGGGCGGUGACAUGACGCGAUUGAGCCUUGGUCCGCCUGCGACCCAAGGUUCCGGUGCGUUCUUGCCUGCUAGGCAAACCACUGCUGCGCAGGAGGUAGAGGUAGAUGCUCCUCCUCAACGGAAAAAAGAGAGAGAUCCCAACGCUGAAUAUGGUGGUCUUGAACAUGACCCCAAACUCCCAUCUCCGGAGUAUCAUGCUGGGAAGGUGGACUGGUAUCCUGAUCUUUUUGAGGACCAGAUUUGCCGAACACUCUCUCCGUAUCACAAGAGGUUGAUUGCUCGAAUGAAAGCGAAAUGGUCCACGGAUUUCCAGUGCCUCAGAGCUGUGCCAGACGAUGCCGCCCUUCGGCAGAACAUAGCACUUCUCGUUCAAGAGGCCUGGGACGUAUUCAAAGAAUAUGUUCCCUAUUGGACUUCUGAUCCCGAUUGGUCCAUGCCUCCGGUUCUGGGGGAGCGCCUUCGGGAGAUGCAGAUUGCAGAAGCCUAUCGAUGUGUGCUACGUCGGGAGUACGAGCUAGAGAGGGAGGUUGAUUUCAACCCCCUUUACGGACCAUAUGAUCACCGAGCAUCCCCAAGUGCCCCCGGAAACUGCCUCCGCGGUAAAGGUCCACUUCGCAGUGUUGCACAAUACUUUGUCUACCUCGAUCCUAUCGAGGCACAACUGCUUGAGAAGGUCGACCAGAUCCACAUGCUCCAUAAGGGCCUUCUGGAUGGUCAGACCCUCAGAUCCGAUAAGCAGGCAAUUGCUCAGGCAUUUCGGGCUUAUCGGGAAGCAGUCAGAUUACUUGUUCGAGAGCUUAGUGCCAAAGUUGAACAGUUGAAUGAUCUGGUCACCCCGACCAUUGCUUUUUUCGAGCACGAAAAGGGAAGAAUCUUUCGCUGUUUCAAUAACUUUGAGCAACUCGUGCAGCUGCAAAUUAGCCGCCUCGACCCAGAAGGGAAGAAGGGGGUGGGCAACCUCUUCGCGGUCCUGCGGGAAGGAAACAGUAUGGAAAUUUCAUACUACUAUGAUCUGAGCAAAAGUCCCAAGAUUGUGAAGGAGCUCUAG
Messenger RNA from Exophiala xenobiotica, 1239 nucleotides. RefSeq lists its product as uncharacterized. The record is from RefSeq and is a predicted model, not a curated record. The coding region runs from base 1 to 1239 and encodes 412 amino acids. The transcript is spliced from 3 exons. Lineage: Eukaryota; Fungi; Ascomycota; Eurotiomycetes; Chaetothyriales; Herpotrichiellaceae.